Messenger RNA from Drosophila elegans, 1766 nucleotides. It is a transcript of the gene ZnT35C, whose product is annotated as zinc transporter 8. Gene Ontology annotation, biological process: zinc ion transmembrane transport; response to zinc ion. The coding region runs from base 271 to 1593 and encodes 440 amino acids. The record is from RefSeq and is a predicted model, not a curated record. Gene Ontology annotation, molecular function: zinc ion transmembrane transporter activity. NCBI's taxonomy places the organism in Eukaryota, Metazoa, Arthropoda, Insecta, Diptera, Drosophilidae. The transcript has 7 exons. Gene Ontology annotation, cellular component: plasma membrane.
GACAACGACGAGAAUCAACCAAAUUAGUUUUCACAUUGUUAUAUUCGUGCUUUAUUUGGCUCUGUGUGUGUGUGCGCAAUAUCGUAGAUGUUUGAUUGUUCUUAAGCGGUUGUUUGUUGUUGUCGUUGUCGUUGUCGUUGUCGUUUUUUCAUCGCUAUUUUCUUUCGCGGCAAAUCGGAAAAUUCUCUGCAAUUUUCCCCGUGCAUUCAGCUUGUAUAUAAUAUCGGGUAAACGCUCGCUAAUUGGCAGACGGCACGGAAAUCAUCGGAAAUGAAUGAUGCCCGGCUGUAUGAGAAAGCGGCAACUUCGCUGGAUAAAAGCCGCAUGGAAAAGCUGCACGAAUAUGUCCGGGAUCAUUGCCAUCGGGCCCGAAGUGAGGGCGUGGACGUGAAGGCGCGCCGGAAACUGAUCAUAGCCAGCAUUCUGUGUUUGGUCUUCAUGAUUGCCGAAAUCGUGGGUGGCGUCCUAUCGAACAGUCUGGCCAUCGCAACAGACGCCGCACAUUUGCUCACCGAUUUCGCCAGUUUUAUGAUCUCGUUGUUUGCCAUCUGGAUUGCCGGACGCCCAUCUACGCAGCGGAUGUCCUUCGGCUGGUAUCGGGCUGAGGUUAUUGGCGCCAUGGCCUCCGUCUUCAUGAUCUGGGUCAUCACGGGGAUUCUCGUCUGGCUGGCCAUCGGACGUCUCAUUAGCGGCGACUACGAGGUGAAUGCGAAGAUCAUGCUGAUCACAUCGGGCUUGGCCAUAUUGGUGAAUGUCAUAAUGGGCGUCCAGCUGCAGCACGGCCAUUCGCAUGGUUUGGGAGGAGGUGGUGGUGGGCAUGGCCACAGCCAUGGUGACUCCUCCAAGAAGUCAAAGAAGAAGACGCCCAAAGCCAUUCCGUCUCACGCCCAUGCCACGUCCACGCCCUGUUCCGCCUCUCCCAACCAGCGGAUUGAGGGGGGCGUGGCCUUUGCCCCCGAGGACGCCGAACUGCCCGGUAGCGGUCUGCCCACGUUCUCCUACCAGAAUGCCAAGCUGGUGGAUCCGGCCGCCGACCUGGAAAUUGCAGCCGUUCUGGCCGAGACAGCACCCGGAUCACAUCAUCAUGGCGGAGCGGCUGGACGCGAGGCGGUCAACAUGAAUGUCCGGGCCGCCCUCAUCCAUGUGAUUGGCGACGUGAUCCAGAGCUUGGGCGUUUUUGUCGCCGCCGGCGUCAUCUAUUUUUGGCCAGAGUACUCCAUCGUUGAUCCCAUUUGCACAUUCGUCUUCUCUAUCAUCGUCCUCUUCACCACGUUCACGAUCAUGAAGGAUGCCCUGCUGGUGCUCAUGGAGGGAACGCCCAACUACAUGCACUAUGCCGAGGUGCUGCAGAUUUUCCAAGGCAUCGAGGGCGUUGAGCGGGUGCACAAUUUGCGCAUCUGGGCGCUGAGCAUUAAUAAAGUGGCGCUAUCUGCGCAUUUGGCCAUUGCCACCAAUGCCAAUCCGAAGCGGAUUCUGGAUGCAGCCACGUCGGCGGUUCAUCUGCGCUACAACUUCUUCGAGACGACCAUCCAGAUCGAGGACUAUGUGCCCACCAUGGAGAGCUGCUUGCAGUGCAAUGUGCCGGAAAAGUAAAGUCCGUAUGCCAAUAUGUAUGUUAAUAUAAUACGAUGUAUGUUCAAUAUUUAUUUUGCUGUACGUCAGAUAAGAGUGACACCCUGGCCAUGCAUGAAAUGGGUCAACAAAAACCCGGUAAACCAACCAACAACUAAACAUAACAAUAAAAUUGGCGUUGAUUUUGCUCCUUA